This is a messenger RNA of Cetraspora pellucida, 783 nucleotides long. NCBI's taxonomy places the organism in Eukaryota, Fungi, Glomeromycota, Glomeromycetes, Diversisporales, Gigasporaceae. The record is from the annotation of a GenBank genome assembly.
AUGUCGAAAAUUAGUGAAGGUGGUUCUGGCUCAGUAAGCAGAGCUUACUGUACAAGAACAAAUGAAUAUGUUGCAUGCAAGACAUUGGAUGACAUUGAUAAAUUAAUUAAUGAGGAAACGAUAUUUAUUAUGCUAAAUUUCAAUAAAAACAUUAUUCGAUUUUUAGGAGGCUGUAAAGAUGAUAUGAACAAUAAGUAUUAUCUUAUUACAGAAUAUGCGGAUGGUGGAGAUUUACAAAAUUAUCUUCGAAAAUAUCACCCUUCUUUGAUUUGGAGUCAAAGAUUGAUUCUGGCUUUUCAAAUUACAAAAGGGUUACGUUACUUGCACAGCAAAGAAAUUAUUCACUGUGAUCUGCACGAUAAGAACGUUGUGAUUAAGAAUGGUAACGCAAAAAUUAUCGAUUUUGGAAAUGCUGAAAGUGUUAAUACACAAACAAAAUUUCAUAAUGGUCCAGUUGGUGUAAUGCCUUAUUUAGCACCCGAAUUACUUAAUGGAUUUAAUAAUAUUUCCUAUUGCAAGAAAAUGGAUAUCUAUAGUCUGGGCAUGUUAUUUUGGGUAUUAACUAGCGGUCAUCGGCCAUUCGAAGAUCAAUUAAACUCUGGUUUUAUAGAAUGUGUUGCUUUACACAGUCUUAUUAUUCAAGGCAAAAGAGAAGAAAUAAUUCCUGGAACUUCUCAAGCUUAUGUUUAUCUUUAUUGUAGAUGUUGGGAUGAUAAUCCGAAUAUGCGUCCUAAUAUUGAAUCAGUUUAUCAUGACUUAAAAAUAUUAAAGGAUGAAUCAUAA